This is a messenger RNA of Hypoxylon trugodes, 1804 nucleotides long. RefSeq lists its product as uncharacterized. The record is from RefSeq and is a predicted model, not a curated record. Lineage: Eukaryota; Fungi; Ascomycota; Sordariomycetes; Xylariales; Hypoxylaceae. The coding region runs from base 384 to 1601 and encodes 405 amino acids. Gene Ontology annotation, cellular component: fungal-type cell wall; plasma membrane. Gene Ontology annotation, biological process: fungal-type cell wall organization. The transcript has 2 exons.
UAACGGCAACCGGUACCGGGACGAGUACAGCUAAGGCUUGUCAAGUCAACCACGUACUUCUUUGUUCGGACUACAGCGGUGGCGACCGGGAUGCCCAUAAUCAGAAGUCCCAGUCAAUCCGCCUUCCAAGUCACCAAAUAUUGCGACUGCCUCUGGGAUAUGGUUUUCGCCCUUGAACCAAACCAAUUGAUAUCAACUUGUCAAUAUUUUGUACAUUCGGAUUUCCAACACUAGGCCCACGGUUAUUGGUUUUUUGACCCGUCGCGUGCCUUAUCCAGUCGUAUUGGUGCUUCCGAUCUGUUGACCUUUACGACGCAAAACACUGCUUAUCUUUUAUUUAUAUUUUCACAAUCGACUGACGCCUUUACAGUAAUCCCAACAAAAUGUUCAGCAAACAACUUCUUUCCGCCGCUACGGCAUUCAGCAUGCUGUCUGGCGUGUUCGCCGUAGGCUGUGAUGACCCUACUGCCACUAUCAAAUCCGCGGCCGACGCCACCCAAGUCGCCAACUGCGAUUCCAUUGAGGGUAGCGUAUUAAUCGACCGAAACGCGGGUCCCGAUAUCGAUAUUGGUGGAAAACUUUCUGAAAUCGGUGGAGAUCUCACAGCCGAGAACAAUGGUCUUUUGAGCUCCUUGAGGAGUGACUCGCUGAAGACUAUCGGUGGUGUUUUCAAGCUGAACAACGUCACUCAUGUCUCUACCCUCUCCUUCCCCAAGCUUGGAGAGGUUGGUAGCAUCGACUGGGCCACUCUCAGCUCUCUCCCUGAGCCCACCUUCGGCAACCCCGGUAUUACUAAGGCGAAGAGCGUCGUGAUUUCCGAUACCUUCAUCGAGAACAUUGAUGGUAUCAACGUUGACUCUCUUACCGACAUGAACAUCAACAACAACAAGCGAUUGACCAAGUUCUCUACCAGCAUCAAGAGCUUGAGCAACACGCUAUAUGUUACUGCCAACGGUCUCAACCUUACCAUGGAGAUGCCUAACCUCCAAUGGAUUGCCAACAUGACGAUUGCGAACGUCACCUCUUUCUCCGUUCCUUCCCUGCACACUGUUAACGGCUCAAUGCGCUUUGAUUCCAACUACUUCGACACCUUCAUCGCUGCCAACUUGACUGACGUUAUCGACGGUGAUGUAUCCUUCGUUAGCAACCCCGAGCUCACCAACAUUUCGAUCCCGGCUCUCACCCAUAUUGGAGGUGGUUUCACCGUUGCCAACAACACAGCUCUGGAGAAGUUGGACGGCUUCGGUAAGCUUAACGAGAUCGGUGGCGCUGUCAAGGUCAAGGGUUCCUUGAGCGAGGUCGAUCUUCCUAGCUUAAAGGAUGUCAAGGGUGCUUUUGACGUCUCUAGCACUAAGGAUAUUGCCGACUCUUGCAACACGCUAGGCAGCUUCAAGGGUGGUGUUGUACAGGGUGACUACAACUGCGAGGGUAACGAUGCUAGCGCCAACCAGGACACCUCUGAUGCUUCCAGCGAUGGUUCAGACUCUUCCGGCAAUGGUACCAGCAACAAGAAGAACGCUGCUAACCCCGUUGGUGGUGCCAGCAUCUCUACCCUCGUCACCUUAGCUGCGCUUGGCUCCCUCGUCACCGCCCUCUUGUAAUAAAGUGGUCUUUUUUGGGUUGGAAUACGGUGGAACAUGGUGGCGUUCCGAACAUUCCCUUUUUAGUGUCAUAAAACCUGUUGUCAUUUCAAGAGUCGCGUCUAGCGACUAGGGCUACGUAUAAGGAACUGCUAGACUUAAUACUGAUGCAUGUGCUACUUGUAACGCAGUCUCGUUCUCUUUGCAAUUGUGAUAUCGUUCUG